Ceutorhynchus assimilis (cabbage seed weevil) is the source of this 1730-nucleotide messenger RNA. The record is from the annotation of a GenBank genome assembly. Lineage: Eukaryota; Metazoa; Arthropoda; Insecta; Coleoptera; Curculionidae.
AAAAGGGGUAAACAAAUAACAAAGCAACAAAACAGAAAAAAUGAACAAAAAUCAUUUAUUAUUGAAUGAAUACAAACAGAACCUAGAAACAAUAAUAAAAAGUGCGAAAGAGUGUGGUUUAAACGAUGAAAUAAUACGGAAAAUCUUUCAAAAAUCCCUCAGCAAAAAAAUAAGAAAAAAAUCUAAUUUUCUCAUAAUGCUGACUAUUUUUGCAAGUUGCUUCUCAAUUUAUGUUUUGUUGAACGUUCAUACGCCCACCUCCAGUAUAGUCCUACGUAAUGUGCAGGGCAUAAUGUACCCAGCCCUGAAAAUGGUUAGGACCCUGUUUUUGCCGUUCAUCAAACUCUUCCCAAGUCUUACGAACUUGUACGAUGAAAGUUGCCUGCUCCAAAAUCCAUUCUUCCAUUUAGCAGACAUGGAAUGUUGGCCCUGUGAAAAUGUCCACAGUGUGUUGGAUGUGAGUGGCAUGGAAAAAAAAAUAAAUAUUGUUGAAAAAGUUUCUGAAGGGAUUCCAUUUAUUAUCAAGUCUAACCUCAAGUCUAACCAUUCAGAGAUUUCUUUGGCUGCCAUUCAAGAGGCCUUAAACAUUGAACCAAUGGAGUCUUCCAGUGAAAACUUCCAAUUCCAUUAUCGCAUCAACAAGAUGAUGAACGCAGUUGCCUUAAGAAGACUAUUUCCUGCACCAGAAUUUUUACCUGAGAGAUCUGGGCAAGCUGUAGAAAGAUUCAUCAACAUUGACAGUCCGACGAGUGACCCCUAUAGUCUUCCAAACACAGAAUGUAGUUAUGUUUUCGUUAUGCAGGGUUCUGGUGAACGGACCAUAAGCCUACAACCCUCUCCAGAGUGUAGAAGUAAAUGCAAAAGCCUGGCAAUAUUGAUGAAAACUUCCCAUGUGUUGCUGUACAAUUGGUGGUACUGGAGGCCCCGAAGUCUUCCUAGCAGAACCAAGAACAAGGAUUUGUCUAUAACUUAUAUUAAUUCUUAUUGUUAAUUUAGGAUAGUUUAUCCUGUGUCCACCAUAAUGUUCCCUACAUAUGGACAUACUUUUAAUUUAUAGGAUAUGAGAAUUUUUUCAAGUGUGUCACACAAAUAUGCAUGGUUUGAUGUAUUCAAUUGUCACUAGCGGGAAAUGACCUUAACUUCCUAAUUUAAAUGGGUCACCUGGUAUAUUUUCGCUUAGUUCCAGAUAAAAUUACAUUCCGAAUAUAAUAAAACCCGAUUUUCGACUUUUGACUUCCAAUUUAUUUGAUCUUUCAAUUUAAUAUUCAAUCUAGAGUGCUGUGAGCUUCAUGAAAACGGAAAAUUUUGUAUCAAGUUGUCGAGGAACAAAAAAAAUGCUCAAUUUUGCUUUGCUGAGCUUGGCGGUUUUGUAAUUAUAGGUUUUUCUUUACAUGUAUUUACAAUAAAUUGCACUUGGGCCUAAUAAUGAAUCACAUUCGUUCCAUCUGACAAACGCAAUUAAUAAACUAAAUUAUUCAGGAAACUGAUAAAUUCACCAUGGCAAUAUACAAUUGUUUUAAUUAAUUUCUAACCAAGCCGUCUUAGUUUUCUAUUAACUCUGCCAGCUGGUUGAUGGUCUUAUAGGAAAAAAAUUAUUCAAUGUUUUUUUUUUCAGAGAUACUUUUAACUGAAAUUAGUCUAGGAAAAUUGUCGAAAAAUACAUGCAUUGCAAAAAAAAAUUCCUACCCAAAUGAACUUUUCAAGGAUGGUACGGGCGGGUGGGUGAUCAU